Molecule: messenger RNA, 897 nt
Organism: Laccaria bicolor S238N-H82
Lineage: Eukaryota; Fungi; Basidiomycota; Agaricomycetes; Agaricales; Hydnangiaceae
Exons: 7
Coding region: 1-897 (298 amino acids)
Source: RefSeq, a predicted model, not a curated record
AUGCUUGGUUGGCGAGCCACCUUACCUCUGCAUGAUACUGUUGGCUUCGUAACGAACGAUGUGAAACAGAUAAAGCCGAGACUGACUUCCCAGCCCUUGCCAGAGGUGCCUUCUUUUUGCAACGUUUCUCGAGGGACUUCAAGCAUGCCACCGUUACCCACCAAGAAACCCUCGUCGCAAUCUCUCAUAUCCUCAACGCUCGCAGCCAUAGCUAACCACUUCAAACCCCACAAAGCAGAGGCUCUCCAACGUAUACGGCUGAACGCCGUCUGUCUCGUAGCUGCUCUUAUCCUGUCUUACUUGCUACCGGUGCCGUCUCUGCCGGCUGCCAUUCGACGUGUGUUACGGUCGAGCCACACGUUUGAGAGGUGGUCUUCGGAGUGGGUGUAUCAGUGGGUGUGUUUGCUAGAAGUGACGGCGGUUACGAUUUUUACGUUCAAUAUCGCGGAGGCGGGCUAUGCGCUGAAGUACCCUCCCCCGCCAAUGCCACCCGUCAACUCUCCAGCGCGGCCGAAGUCGAAUGCAAAGUCUCCAACGACGACGCCCCAACGUCCUUUCAAAGUCCUCUCCCCGAACUCAAGUCCACAAUGUCAGAAACCCUUCUCCUUCGCCCCAUCAUCCCCCUUCGCCUCCGCCUCUUUCUCAAUGUCAUCAGUGACGUACCCCGUGUCUCCCGUCUCCACACCUUCGCGGGUGGUGCAUUACUCGAUACCUCCCGGGUCAAGCUCGACGAAUACACAGGCAUCAUCAACGUCGACCGUUGGGUACCUUGCUACGCCUAGCCCGGUGGUGUCGGCGUAUCGCGGUAAAUAUGCCGCUGGGAACGUUGGUCGUGCUUUGGAUGGCUCGUACCUCGGCUUCAUUGCAUCUACGGACUCAGAUGAAGAAGAAACAUAG